ACAUCGAACGAGGGCGCGCGUACUCAUUCCACAUUCGAAAUUCGAACGCUCGCGGAACUUUAACCGACCAUCGAAUAUCGUCAAGUUCGAAAUUUAAAAGUUUUGACGGUAAUUUUAAAUCUUUUCAUAGUGUUUUUGUAAUGACUAUAAAAAUGGGUUUACGGUGUUUAUUGGUGUUAGUGUUUAUGAUUCAUUUUGGUUGUGCACUGGAGUGCCACAACGUUUUUAGCGUAGAAAAAACCACUUGCGACGAGUGUAUCAGAUGUGGUGGGAUAUGGUGUUCGGAUCCUAAAGAGGAUAAAAAGUGCAAAAACCCGUUAAAUACAUUAGGCGACGAGUGGUGUCCGAGCCACAAGGAAAAAGCUCACGUGGAAACCAUCGCUCGAGACGGCAUGGUAUUCAGCCCUGAGUACCUGGAACAGGUGGCUGAAAUUAACUCGGCGAAGGUCACACCUCUGAAAGUUAACGGAUACCGCCCAGUGAAGGGGCCCCAGCAAAAGACACGUUAUAAUGUUUACAACACGACGCAACCAUCUGGAAAAUCGAGCGUUUUUGUAAAAUUAGAAAUGAUUAACAAUAAACUACAAGUCAUUACAACGGUGAAAGAAGGAUUUUGCUCACAGAAUUCGCCAAAGUUUGAGUAUGUUUUUCUGGAAGUGGGUAUAGAGGGUGUUAAAGACCAGGCUGUGCUCAAGUACGUGGUGCCGUGCGGUUGCGGGUGCUCGGAGCAGGUGGUGCCGGCGGACCAGGAGUAUUGCCACGGGUAUGGCAACUUGACCUGCGGCGCGUGCCAAUGCAACGACGACAGGAAAGGGAAGUUUUGUGAGAAAAAAAACUGCCAAGACCGCGGAGAUGUAUCAACGUCGUGCAUUGGUUCUUCAAACACCAAGGAGCAGUGCUCAGGCAACGGCGUUUGUGACGAGUGCAACAAAUGUCAGUGUUACGACGAACCCACAAUACAAGGGUCACAAUAUUUCGACCCCGACAAUGAUUGCAAAGAUCUCUGUACAACAAUCAACUACUCUGAAUGCCACGUUGACUGUCUAAUAAGCAAUACAGAAGGACCUUGCGAAGCAUGUGGUGGUCAUGAUUUCAUCCAGAGCUGGAAUGAAACUCUGCUGGAUCAGAGGGAUGAAUUAAAUAGAAAGUUGUGGGUAAAUUGUAGCGUCAAUUCAGAGGGCAGAAUACUAGUAUAUUGGGCAAUGAAGAUUAACACAUUCAUCUACAUGAUGCGGAAUGAUCAGGCAGAUUCUGGUGCACUCGUCAACACUGGUGGCGGAAACGUGACGAUCCCAGUGGUGAUCGGCGUAAUAGCCGCGAUAGCGGCAGCGGUGGCCGCCGCGGUUGGCUACGUCAUGUGGAAGGGGCAGGGAGCGCUGCCCGCGGCUGGCUCGAACUACGCCAACAUCGAGCCCGAAGACAGCGUUGGAGUCAACCCCCUUUACAAGCCCCCGACGUCGUCGUUCAAGAACCCGAUGUAUGCUGCGAAGUCUUAAUGGUGUUACCCGCUUGAAUCAUCGAUCGAGGGGCCCCAGAUUCCGGAUCUGAACAUCGCUAACGGUUACUCCUUGGCUUUGCAACAAACUAAGAUCUCGUAAGUUCAGCGUCUGGAUUAGACCCUCAUAGCAAUUCCACUGCCUGUGAUCGCCGCUAUAAUAAUAUAAAUGAACUCGUCCGGUGUUCGUGUCACAAAUGUGCUCAUAUUUAGUGUUAGGUUAUAAUAUUACCAGCGUGUAAAGUGCACUGUUACAGGUGAAGCAACUGUAUUGUUAUAUUUAGUGCUAGAUCGUAGUGUAGUACUAAGUACGUGCUAUAUAUAUUUCUGUGAUAUUUUAAGUAAGAUGGUAUGAGUCACCAUAUUUGUGUUUCGAAGUUACACAAAUACCGGAUAUUAAUUCUGAAUUUGGUUUCAAUUUAUGUAACGAUACAUCUACCUGAUCUACUUUCCAAAAUAAUUAUAAUUUCAUUGUAAAAUUUGUUAACUAGACAAUUGUUUGAUAAUAUUUAUUCACUGAUUAUAAAUAUAAACAUGAGACAAUCAAUAAAUAACUGGAACACAGAUUAUAGAAGCAUUAACUACGUAUAAAUUAAUAUUUACUUCAAGAGGUGCGAUUGGCAAUUUAUGUAGUUAUAGGUAUAUAUUUAAGUAUUUAAUUAAUGACGCUAGUAUGGUUAACAUGACCGACUGACCUAUGGCCGUCCGGUCUUUAAGAUAAACGAUAAUCCCUCAACUCAACCCAUGUGUGUCGAGAGCGUAAAUAACGGUCAAUCUUUAAAAGCUCUAAACUGAUAAACAGUCAAUACAUCUUAUCAUAAUAUAUUGUUUUUGGGUUUUUUCGGUGCUAUCUUUUAUAAAUAUGCUUUUGCUAUUAAAUUAAAAACCUAUCCAUGUUGUUCCUGUGAUAUGGGAUAAAAUGAUUACCCGUUAUAUACUUGUCUUAGGACAAUAUAUUUGCAUUAUUUUAAGGGCAACUCACAUCCAUUUAGCAUUUGGGCAUUUUUUUAUAUUAGGUAGGUAUCUGAAUGCCUGCAAUACUCGACGCAUAAUGUUAAUGUAGGAUUUGACCUUUUUGGCUCACGAAAAGACGGUGCCUACACAGUGUUUUUUAGUCACCUGCAACAAUUUACGGGGUGAAUAUAUACUCGUACUUAUUGCCCAACGCAUACAUAAAUAUAGAAGAGAAUUUGAAAUAGAGGUGGAUUAUCAAAGAAAAUUUUGUUGCCACAGUAAAUUUACUGCCAUUUUUCGACACAUGGUUAAGACUGUUAGAACGCCAUUUGACUUGGCUUGGCCCUUAUUCUCUCACUGAUGAAAAAGUGGCUCUUUGAUAUUUAACAAAUUUAACACAUACCAGUGAAAGAAUAAGGAUCAAAGUCAAAUGGCGUUUCAAAAGUUUAAGUUUUUCCUUCAAUAAAAACACACUUAUUUAGGCGUGGCCGUGGCUGCAAUUUCCUUGCCCUACGAUUUUAGCCUCAAGAGAUCAAAUGUAGAUUUUCGUUGCAAUUGCGCUGUAUAGAACAACCAGGUCUGAGAAAGUUGGGAACAUUUUAUGGAGGCGUGGGUGUCGCAUGCUCGUCGUGGGCUGCGUAACUUUAACGGCACAUGACUAACGGGUUUUAACCGUGAUUUCAUGGGAUGACAUGUAUUUAACGCUGAAUGAGUGCACUAAAUAGUCAAAUACCUACAUCUAGACUUAAAUAAUAAGGAAAAUGUAAAGUUGUUUCAUUGUCAUCGGAGCUAUGUCCCGCCUAUAUAUGAAUAUGUAACAGACUUCUCGUAUAAAGAACCUAUCUAUAUGUACAGCAUUUACUAUAAAUUAUAUAGUAUCCACAAGUUAUUAGGUACCUAUUUCAUUCAGGUACAUGAAUACCAUGACAUAUGCUAUGUAUCGUCCUAUUAUAAAUACACAGAUAGGAAUUUAGCGCUGUCAUUUCAAUUUUACAGAAAAACCCGAUAUCGUCUGUUAACUACGUUCAUAUUCGUUUUUAGUGUUAAUUUACUUAACUACAUAUUCAAUUUACAGCCCGUAGCUCGUAGAUACUGGAUGUUUUGUACACAGUUGGAAGUACUUGUAAUUAUUUGAUGUACAGUCGCCAUCAGAUAUAUAGGAGCGGACAAGGUGCUCAAAAAUAUCUGAACCCACACUCUAACACCUUGACAAUAGAGGCGUGUUCAGAUAUUUUUGAGGACCUUGGCCGCUCUGACAUAUCUGAUGGCGACUGUAACCCUGUACUGCACUAAGAGGCCAACACCCAGCGUAGAGACGUAAUAAUCAGUAAAUGUUUGUGUGGAUGUUGAUAAUGAUUAGGUACUAUUACGUCGUAGGAGGUUAAACUAAGUUCCUAGGAUUUUACGUCAUAUUUUUUCAUGGUGCAUAUUGAUCCAGCCGGCUAAUGCCACUGGGUGAGUCAUCAUGACGCGACUGAGAUUUGCUUACACAAGAUAAGAAUAUUUGAUUCAAACAAUUAUUUAUUGGCAGAACGAUACGUAUUAUUAUUAAAUAAUUAAUGAUUAUUAUAGAGAUUGGUAGGAAUUAACUUGGAGAUUUAUAAACUGUAGCCGCAAUAAUUGCCAUCACAAUAAGGAACAUUUCUAUCGUUUCACAUAAAAGGGUCCUCAGGGCGAUUGGUAGAUGCGAUAUUACUUACGAUGAGCCUAUAAAAAUGUUACCAUUCGUGACCUAAACGGCAAUUGGCCUCGGGUCCCUUUCUAUAUGAAACGACACAUUUUUUUUAUUUAAAUGCUGAAUAACUGUAAUAGCAAGUUUAUGUUUCUUUUACUCUACAUUUUAUGGCUACGAGUUCUGUUAUCCAAAAUUGUAUUAAAGAUUUAUAAAUGUGUAGGCUAUGAUUAAUAUAUGAUAUCAAUCGAUCGUGUAUAAUAUAUGGAAGUGCAUUUUCGCUUUUUAUAAGUUAUACGUAAUAUUACUUCAGAAUUGUAAAUGUAAAUAACUAUAGUGACUAACGUUAGUGGUUCGACCACAUAAAUGUUGGUAUACAUAAACAUCACAUUAUCUACAUCUAGUGAGUUAACGGAUGUAUGUAUAAACAGUUAGAUAAGAGUGAAUCUCUUCGUUUAAUAAAAUCCUGUGUAAUUUCUUGAAACCAGUUGUAUAAACGUUGAAUGUUGUUAUGUGGUGUCACCACUACAUGUAAUUAAUCUAUGAUGACUAUGAUGUACCUUCGUCUAUAUAAAAGGAGAUAAUAGUGAUCAUACAGUAGCUAUGACACCACAGUUAUUAUCACAUUUUGUGCCUCACAAUGUCUUGUUAUACCUGUGCUAAAGUAACCGCAGGCAAAUGCCGAAAUAAUUAAAUAAUUAUUGACGUUUAUACGAAUGGAAACUUUGGUAGGUUACCUUAUAUUACUUUUUGUAUUGUACUUGUACACUUUUGUAAUAAAAAGAUUAAAGAAAGGACCGAUUAAACUCAUAUGAAAGUUAAAA
Messenger RNA from Cydia pomonella (codling moth), 4945 nucleotides. RefSeq names its product integrin beta pat-3-like. The coding region runs from base 141 to 1496 and encodes 451 amino acids. NCBI's taxonomy places the organism in Eukaryota, Metazoa, Arthropoda, Insecta, Lepidoptera, Tortricidae. The transcript is spliced from 7 exons. The record is from RefSeq and is a predicted model, not a curated record.